CCACCAUGCACCGGGAGAAACUGAAGGCGCCUUUUACAGCAAGUUUACAGCCCAUGCAUGUCAACAAGGAGGAGGGAAGAGGCUCUGCUAACAUUAGAAACAUCUAAUGCGUGCAUAUAACAGCCCACUGCUUUUGUGGAAUAAUCCGUCUGUGUCUUAUUCCUCCGUGUAGCGUCCUUUGACGGUUCAUCACACCGACAUGGCUCCGUUCAGCUUAAUGACAGCCAGUGUUAGCUGGCUGGCUAAGUCCUUCAGUGUUCUCUCCCGCACAAGCACCCUGGCAAGGUGCACCAGUGUCCUCUCAGCUGCAUACGUCAACCCAGUCAAAUGUCUGACCUCUCAGGCCUCUCCUCCAAAGAGACCUCCGAACGGAUACUUGAGAUAUGUAAUGCAACAGAAGCCAAUCAUCACCAGACACCAACCAGAGAUCAAAUCAGUGGACGUCAUCAGGAUGCUCGGUCAGCAGUGGAGAGCAUUGACCCCGGAACAGAAACGGCCUUUUCAGGAAGCCUAUCAGCAGGCUAGAGAGCAGUUUAAGGUGGACUUCGAGCGCUACCAGGCCCAGCUAACCCCAGUACAGGUCCGGCAACAAGCCUUGGAAAAGAGCCAGAGGCUGGCCAAGAGGAAGGCCAGUCGCAAAAAAAGGGAGUUAAAGACUCUGGGGAAGCCGAAGCGUUCACGCACUGCAUUCAAUAUUUUCAUGUCCGAGCACUUUUUGGAGGCCAAAGGAAGCAACUCACAGGAAAAGAUGAAGUCACUAUUGCAGGAGUGGCGGAAUAUGUUGGGUCAUCAGAAACAGGUCUACAGACAGCUGGCUGAGGAUGACAGAAUCCGCUACAAGAAUGAGAUGAAGUCGUGGGAGGAGCACAUGAUUGAGAUUGGACGAGAUGAUGUGAUCCAAGAGCGGGCACUGCCUCCUAAGGACAAAGCUCCUCCUAAGAAAGGAAUAAAAAAGCUUAACGCCAAAGCUAAAGCAGUGAAGAAUACCACCGGCAAAGGAAAGGUCAAAACAAUUGAGAAGAUGACACACAGUAGCUCUACCAAAACUGCCAGGACUACCAAGAAAACAUAAGAUGAGUUUACCUACUGAGUCCAGAGGAAAAACAGAGUGCUAAUGACAGCUGAAGAUACAAGUUGUUGUGACCCAGGACUCUGCUCUGCCUCUUGUUUUCUCUGACUUCAACCUCAGAAAGUUGCCAGUGGUCAUAAAUGCUUCAUAGGUUCAACAGGGCAGAGCCUUUCCAGCAUUCAGACAGAUCCAGAUCAUAUCACAAACACGCAGUAUCUCUUCUCUUCAGUGAAAUUAACCCCAAAAGCAGACAAACACACCUUGGCUGUGAUUGGUCAGUUGAAUUCAUCCAAAUCAUGUAGAGUGGGAUCGUUUUACGCUUAGAAAGUGAGAUACUCGAUAAAAAGUAAUGAUUUCAGAAGCUUAGACAUUUGAGUGAAGUGUUAGUCCUUAUAAGAGGCACAGAGACUGUUUAUUCUUCCAGAGCUCUGAGUGGAACACAAUAUAUCUAAAGGGAAUGGAAAGGUUGGCUGUUAUUCUGUAUUUGUUCUCGUCAACAAAUCCAUGCAAAUUCUAAAACCAACAGUGUGUUAGUUUGCCUAAUUAGCCUAAUUUACAAAACCCAUUGUUUCCUGCAGCUUCUCACCUCCAAAUAUAGAUGUUUUGUGGGACCCGUCACUGUGUUUAGAGGCUUCUCAGCUCCCAAACACGUUUUUUUCAGUGACCUGUCAGUGAUUUUCUUGUGGGAAUAGUGUCAAGACAAGCAAUUAUUUUUUACAAAGACAUUGCUGCAUUUCUAGCAGCGUUUCAGCCCCCAGAUACAGGUGGUUUUUAGGGACCCGUUGUUUUGUUUCCAGUGGCUUUUUCUGUCCCCAUGUGAAUUGUUAUAGGGACCCGUCACUGUAAUUCUUCCUUUAUCUUUCAACCCCGAAACAUGGGAGGUUUUUGCAGUAUAUCUGUGGCUUUUCAGCCCUAAACCACAACAUUGUAAUUUUUUGCAAACAGGAGGAAAUAGUGCAUUUGUAGGGGACUAUAUGCAGAUGCGCAUUAAUCUAUAUUUGGUGCUCUAGUGAGCUUUUUGAGCAGCAGGACAGUGUUUGAAUCAAAAACUGCAGUGUUUAUGUUCAUGAUAAUGAACACUCAAUACAAAAAUGUGCCUCACAUGAAGUACCACAGCAUCAGAAAGUACUGAGAGAUUAAUACGUUGUUGGGUUUUGGUAUUUUUAUCGGAUUUGUUGACAAGAAGGAAAAUAUGGAACAACGGCAGUCUUAUCCUUAACAGAGUAUACAUCACCUGUGGACAUAAGCGCUCCUCACUGCAGCUCAUUGGCCAGUGCUCACCUCUUCUCUUUCUCCUCUGAGAAAAAUACCCUUUCAAACAAAUGUACAGGCAGCACUUCUCUAAAGAUCAUAGUCCCACUGUCUCCAUCAACGCAAACUGACUGAAGUCUUUGUCUCAGGGCUGCUGUUGGUUUAUCAUCACCUUGUACAGUUGCAACCUCAAACUGUGAAAUCCUGCCAUUUGUCAUUUCUAACAGAACAAUACUGACUGACAUUUUGUUUUUUUAUUAAACAUCAAUUGUUCUGAAUGAUGCAAGCUCCAUAUGAGAUGCUUCUUGUUCUGAUAACUACUGUAAAAAGCUUUCAGGAUCCAUAAUAAAGUUCUCCUUAUUCCUACAGCGCCUUCAUCCAAAU
Plectropomus leopardus (leopard coralgrouper) is the source of this 2704-nucleotide messenger RNA. RefSeq names its product transcription factor A, mitochondrial (gene tfam). The record is from RefSeq and is a predicted model, not a curated record. NCBI's taxonomy places the organism in Eukaryota, Metazoa, Chordata, Actinopteri, Perciformes, Serranidae. Gene Ontology annotation, biological process: regulation of transcription by RNA polymerase II.